Molecule: messenger RNA, 1569 nt
Organism: Phaeoacremonium minimum UCRPA7
Lineage: Eukaryota; Fungi; Ascomycota; Sordariomycetes; Togniniales; Togniniaceae
Product: putative trichothecene efflux pump protein
Exons: 4
Coding region: 1-1569 (522 amino acids)
Biological process (GO): transmembrane transport
Molecular function (GO): transmembrane transporter activity
Source: RefSeq, a predicted model, not a curated record
AUGUCAUCUGACGAAAGAUCCAUUCAGACGGAUGUGAAGACGAAUGCCCAACAUCUUGAGCAGGAUGUCGAUGUGGCUAAGGUCGUCCACGCCGACGGCACCGUCGAUUAUAUCGACGCCCGUGCAGUGGGAGGAGAUUUUGAGGAGAUGCCUAAGGGCUACUUUUACAGCCCACAGUUCAUCGGCACAGUCGCUAACAUUGAGAUGUUGAUCGGAGCAAACAUUUGCAAUGGUAUCGCCGCUGCGGGUCAGCUUUCAUUCGGCAUCGUUCUUGGCGAGCUUGUCCCGAACAAGUACAGAGGUCCGAUUAUCUCGCUCGUUUUCUUCUCCUCGAUGCCUUUCGCCGUGUUCGGACCUGUUAUUGCGAGAUCGUUCAUCGACAACACCGCCUCACGCUGGAGAUGGAGCUAUUUCAUUGGAGAUAUUCUGAGUGCCAUCACCCUGGUUCUGUACUUCUUCUUCUACCACCCACCUAAGUACAACCAGCUUCACGUUUCUGGCAAGACCCAGUGGCAGCAGUUCAAGGAGAUGGACUUCGUCGGCAUCUUCCUCUUCAUUUCUGGCUGCGUGCUCUUCUUGAUUGGGCUUUCAUGGGGUGGUGUCACUUAUCCAUGGGCUAGUGCUCAGACACUGUGCACUUUAUUGAUUGGAGUCGGCACGCUGGCUGCUUUCGGCAUCUACGAGGGAUUCUUCUGCAAGAAACAGCCCUUGAUGCCCCCUCGUCUGUUCAGGAACGUCGGUUUCGUGGCUAUCGUCUUCAUCGCUUCUGUCGGCUCCAUGGUCUAUUACAGCUUGACCGUGCUGUGGCCAACUAUCAUCACAACCGUCUAUACCACUGAUUCCAUCAAGGUCGGCUUGCAAAGCUCUGUUGUCGGCGGUGGCGUCUUGCUCGGUCAGCUCAUGGGUGGUAUUUUCCUUUCGUAUGUGCCAAAAGUGAAGUAUCAGUGCAUCAUCGUAUCUUGCAUGGUCAUCGCUUUCAUCACGCCAAUCUCUACCCUGGGUCCAGACACACACUCCAUGGUCAUUGCCCUGGGUGUUUUGGCCUGCACCUGUGUCGGCUUCAUUGAGAACAUCUCAUACCCAGCUGUCACCCUUGUCUGGGAGCCGCAAGACAUUGGACUUGCUAGCGGUACUCUCGGAUCCAUCCGCGCCCUCGCAGGUGCCAUUGCGCAGUGCCUCUACGUCGCCGUUCUGAACAACAAGCUCCAGGAUAACAUGCCGAAGUACGUAGUUCCGGCAGCCACCGACGCCGGCCUGCCAUCGUCAUCGAUCACCGCGCUCUUUUCCGCCAUUACGGCCGGCGACUUCUCAACUGUUCCAGGCAUCACCCCCGAAAUCAUCGAAGCAGUGACAUACUCGCUCAAGAUCGCUUACUCGCAGAGCUUUAAGAUUGUGUUCUACUGCACGAUCCCCUUCUCGGUUAUCUUGUUGAUCAGCUCGUGCUUUGUACCGAACAUGGAGCAGUUCUUGAGCACAAAUGUUGCGAAGAGGUUGCAGGGCAUGUCGAGGAAGCCAGCUGCGGCGGCAGCGCAGGAUGUGGAGAUGCAGAAGACAGAAAGAGCGGCCUAA